This is a messenger RNA of Trametes versicolor FP-101664 SS1, 3324 nucleotides long. RefSeq lists its product as uncharacterized. NCBI's taxonomy places the organism in Eukaryota, Fungi, Basidiomycota, Agaricomycetes, Polyporales, Polyporaceae. The transcript has 8 exons. The record is from RefSeq and is a predicted model, not a curated record. The coding region runs from base 174 to 3170 and encodes 998 amino acids.
GGGGGACACGCCGUUACAACCUGCACUGGGCUCUUCUCCAAUCUCCGAGAAACGCGAGCAACGGUUUGCAUGCUCCUUCAUAACCCCGCGCUCCGCACCCGACUGUUCUGCAUUCUUUAUACCCCACUCGCUGCUGGCAGCUCUAGUCGGCAUUGACGUGUCUUUGACUAGCUAUGUCACUCGACUCUCGACCGCUGUCCCCGGACUCCCGGCUCGCCAGCAGCCUGCACCGCGCUACCGCCACUAUCGACGACCUCACUCAUACAUUGAGCAGUGUAUCCCGUUUGUCUUCGCCUGAACCUGAGAACGCCAGCACAUGCUGCUGUGGGCGGGAGGACUGCGAGACUAGUCAGGCGUGGACGGCGUUCAAGGCUAAACUCGAGAGCCGGCUGAUUCUUAGCGCAGAGGUCGGGCGGGCGUUGCUAGAAAGGCACGAGGCGUUAGUACGCAGACACAAUUCUCUACCAGUUUCCGCCAGCGGCAGCAAUGAUACGAUAGGACCAGACUCCCCCGUAGACGUCCGAGUGGGAGAACUUGUCAAGCAGAAUGUGCUCUUGGAGAAGCGUCUCACCCAGGCUCUUGUACAUACCGAGGUAUGCGAGUCCUCCAAGAAGGGUCUUAUCCAAGAUCUCGACACAGCAAGGACCGACCUCGCCCGUCUCAGUGCACAGAACGCUCGUUCAGUUGGGCUGGAGAACCGGCUAGCAACCACUCUUCAAGAGAAGGACGACCUUCAGCAGGAGCUCGAUAGUGCCACUCAAAGAGCUAGGAUGGCGGAAGUUCGGCUUGUCUCGUACAGGGAGAAGUGUACGAAACUGCAGGCACAGGUCACUCGAUUGAGGGACGAGGCGGAUAAUCAAAGAACUCACAGACAUGAGUUCUCGGAAGAGAUUCUGACUGAUGCUCGACAACGCCUGGAACAACUCCAGUAUCACCAGCUGGGGCACUCCUCGUCAAUCCAGGACGCUGAGGUCACGAAGGUCCUCGAGUCGCUGGUAGCAGAUAAUGAGGCUCUGAAGCGUGAUAAUGCCGAGCUUCAGAAUCUGCUAUCCGCCACGAGAGAGGACUUCCACGAGCUUCAGGAAGAACUUGAGGAGCGUCGGGCUAGCGAUACCCCUUUCGCUCGCACACACCGAUACACUCAGAGCGGCAGUUCCUUCCGGUCCCGCGAGCCAACUACUCCCCUUUCUCCUACAUUCAACGUUGGAACAGCUCCGACGACUUCUGUGUUGCGUUCGAGACUCGGGGAUGAGAAGAUGGCUCCGCCCCGUUCACAAAGCACGGAACGCUCAGCGAGGAGGGCCUUUGAACCUAUGACGCCAGAGACCGAUCGACGACCGUGGUCUCCCGCAGACUCACACAUCGCUGCAGGGUCUAAGUGGACGUCAUUCGCGCACCCGAGGUCGAAUUAUCCCCCCUCUCACCUCAGCUCUGAGAUUGAAGAAAGCGAGGCCGGCCCUAUGUCACCGGAGCGUCCCCGCGCCCAGAAGUCGUUGUUCCUUCUAACGCGUUCCCGCGGCGUUCAAACGGAUCUCACUUGGCACGGCACUUCUGCCUCGUCUGCGCUGUCCCCUUCCCCUAUUCCCCGAAGUAUCGCUGAUUCUAUGUCGUCUCCACACGACGGCCAGUCCGAGUCUUCGUCGCUGACCGAUGGACAGUCUGCAAUCGGGGCACUCGUCGAGCGGACAACUCUCUUGCUCAACAGGAUCGCACAGGCUGAUGCUCUCACCCUCACCAACCGUCUGAAGCGGCAGCACCUUUCAGGUGCCGAUGUCAGCCAUCUCUCCCGCAGCACGGUCAACGCCAUCCUGGGUGAGGCUACCGCCCUCCGUGCUCAUUUCCGUCCGUUCCUCGAAGAUGAGAAGAUUACCACCACAUGCACUCGUCGCGACCUCCGAGGACUUCUGAAGGUGAUCAAGGACGUCUUCACCGAGCUCGGCGAACUUCGCGUGACGCUCAACGACGUCAUCCUCGACCCUACCAUCGCGGGGAAGGUCAGCGAGGCGGCAAUGAACCCAUCGAAGGCCAACGCCGCCGCCACGACUUCCCGCGACACCCCUGGCGGCGCUGCUGCACCUUCUUGGAUCACUCCCCUCUCCAAACUUCUCGGCAUGCAGAACAACGCGAGUAGUCCAGGGAGGAGUUCAACGUCUCGUGCGCUCUCUCCACCAGUGCGCAGCGGCACCAUCGGCCGAGGCCGCCCUCCUGCCCGCGUCGUCCCGAAACGUGAAGCGGCAUUAGCUGCUUCUGCGAUGACGGUGAACGUCGAGUUCAGCGGUACCGCAGUCGGCCGUGCGGUGACCAGCACGUACUCCGCGCAUCCAGGCCGGGAGGGCGACUUCAGCACGCUCGCCACCCCGAGCACCGCCGCGACCACGCCCGCUAUAGCUCAGCCGGAGCCUAGACGGGAUGUCUCCAGGAGCGUCAUGAACAUCUUCGCCGGAGCUCCGCGCCCCGCAGAAGGUGAUCCAUGGGUCGUCAUCCCGAGGACUCAGAAGGUCGUCAGCAGGAUGGCGAGCAUGGCGGCAAUGAACUCCGGCGGACCGACGAUAGGUCGCUCAGCCCUUCGACAUGCUGCCUCUGGCAAGCGGCUGUCGCGCAUCGUCGACGCUGUCAUCGACUCCCCGCAGCCCAACGGAGACCGUUCCGAACCGGAGGACGACAGCAACGAUGGGCCUCCACCCGCCUUGGGCCGAGCGCUUCGGCGAGGCCUCUCAGACUCGUCCAUCCGCACUACAUUCACGCAGCACGGGGAGGACGCGGAACAAGAUGCGGGCACUGCACCGGACUCUUCCCAGCGACCUGAUCGGGAGUCUGUUCUGCAAGCACUGUCUCGCAGGAUGCAGAGCUUCCGCUUCGCUUCCACUGCCACCCCGCCCGCGCUUCCCAGUGCGACCGCAAGGGGCUCUUCGUCCUCGCGACCGCAGACUCCGGUCUCGCGACACUCCGCCAAGGCGAACGAGGCGAACAGCAACAACACGCCCCGCUCGUCGCCUCCGCGGCCCAUACCCCAGGCAAGGAGCACUCUGCCAUUCGGACUAUCUACGUGGACCGCUGCGUACGAGGCUGAGGCGGAGACGGACCCUAGCAUGGGCGCGUCCUACUUCGGUGGAAGUCCGAGGGAGGAGGCAUUCGCUCAGCGGAGCUGGGCGCGUGAGCGCGACUUCUAGAGAUGGACUCGGGUGGCUGCAUGGAUGAAGAGACUGUUUGGAUUAUAGGAAGUUGACCACCGCAUUGUAUAUCGAGGUGUAAAUUAUCGCACUCCUUUGGGUAUCGUAGCUCACAGCCUAAUGCUAUACCACGUUCGCUCACCGUAUCCGAACC